Messenger RNA from Drosophila arizonae, 930 nucleotides. Its product is annotated as gametocyte-specific factor 1 homolog. NCBI's taxonomy places the organism in Eukaryota, Metazoa, Arthropoda, Insecta, Diptera, Drosophilidae. The record is from RefSeq and is a predicted model, not a curated record.
AACUUAAUAGGCUUUGGAUUGAUACUUCGAGUAUAAAUAGUGGUGCUCAUUGCAAAAAAAGGUCUUUCAGUAAGAGUGGGUCAAGCUUUCAGUAAUCAUUCCGAAGCGCAUUAAUAUUCUAUUAAAAAUUUCGCGACAUAUUCUAUAAACAAAAUCGUGUUAACUUAGCAGCUAACGGCACUUUUCAACCGCACCUAAUGAGUAGCUGUUAUUACAAUCGUUCUAUUCCUUCUUGAAUAUUCGAACUGCAAAGAACGAAGAAAAAUUUUAGCUGAGAAAGUUAAAAAUUUAAUAAAUAGGGAGAAAAUAUAUAAACCUAUUAUUUAUUUUUCACUGCUCAAAGAAAAUUUUCCGAGAUGUCUUCUUCAAAGAAAACUUCCAAAUCGACGGCCAAACCGGCUGCCAAAUCGAAUAUUCAACCUAAAAUAGAACCAAAUAUUGAUGAAUAUAUAAAAUGCCCAUAUGACGAGAGUCAUAGCUUGCUACCAGGCCGCUUCGCCUGGCACCUAACGCGCUGUGCCCGCAAUAAUUUCAGCAGCGGCAUGGUGCGCUGUCCGUUUAACAACACCCAUGUGGUGAAACCCAAGGUAUUGAAUAACCAUUUGCUAAACUGUCCGAACCGUUGCGAUUUGGAACGUUUUCUGCAUCCCGAUGCAUUGCCGCCGAAAGAGCCGCGUCCGUCUCAAGUCGACUUGGUGGAGUGCUCCGAGAACUGGGAUGAUGAGCCACCGGCACCUACCUACAAUCCAAGGGAGUAUUCUGAGAACAAUCUUAUUAUACGCCAAUUGGUGGGCGCAACACCGGCUCAGCGGCGUCAAUUUCGCGAAAUGGAGCGCAGACGUUUUGAGCGACUUAACCAAAACAGACAAUAAACAAGAAUAAUCAUGUAUGUCAGCAUAGGUAUACAUGUGCACACGCACACACAUACAC